Paralichthys olivaceus (Japanese flounder) is the source of this 1817-nucleotide messenger RNA. RefSeq names its product solute carrier family 2 member 5 (gene slc2a5). Gene Ontology annotation, cellular component: plasma membrane. Lineage: Eukaryota; Metazoa; Chordata; Actinopteri; Pleuronectiformes; Paralichthyidae. Gene Ontology annotation, molecular function: hexose transmembrane transporter activity. Gene Ontology annotation, biological process: monosaccharide transmembrane transport. The record is from RefSeq and is a predicted model, not a curated record.
GCAAGCAAGAAUCCAGCGGUGCAGAAAAAACAGAGUGCGUCUGUGUUACUGCUGAAAGUGACAAGUCUAAACACAGCCAUGGCAGUGAAUGAGGAAUGGGAGAAGCCUGUGGAGAGGAGAGGGAGGUUGACUGCAGUCCUGGUCCUGGCAACUCUCAUAUCUGCAUUCGGUUCAUCCUUUCAGUACGGAUAUAAUGUGGCUGUGAUCAACUCUCCUUCACCGUUCAUGCAGCAGUUCUAUAACACCACCUACCUAGAGCGAUAUGGGAGAGCGAUGGAGGAGAACUUCUUGACUCUGCUGUGGUCUCUGUCUGUGUCCAUGUACCCACUGGGAGGUUUCUUCGGCUCUCUGAUGGUGGCUCCUCUGGUCAACAAACUAGGGAGGAAGGGCACCCUCCUCUUCAACAACAUCUUCUCCAUCGUCCCUGCCGUGAUGAUGGGAGUCAGUGAGAUUGCCAAGUCUUAUGAGAUCAUCAUUGUGGCUAGAUUCAUCGUAGGCAUCUGUGCAGGUCUGUCGUCCAAUGUGGUGCCCAUGUAUCUGGGUGAACUCUCUCCUAAAAACCUGAGGGGAGCUCUUGGCAUCAUACCACAGCUCUUCAUCACCAUUGGCAUCCUCAGCGCACAAGUGCUCGGCAUCAGAAACAUACUGGGCAACAGCACAGGUUGGCCCCUCAUGCUGGGUCUGACUGGUAUUCCUGCCCUGAUAGAGCUCCUGUUUCUACCCUUCUCCCCAGAGAGCCCCAGGUACAUGCUCAUCCAAAGGGGAGAUGAGAAGACAGCAAAGAAAGCGCUGCAGCGUCUGCGCGGCUGGGACAAUGUGGACGCCGAGCUGUCCGAGAUGCAUCUGGAGGACCAGUCGGAGAAGGCUGAGGGCCGCCUGUCCGUGCUCUCCCUGCUGUCCCAGCGCUCUCUUCGCUGGCAGCUGGUCUCCAUCAUCGUCAUGAACAUGGGCCAGCAGCUGUCAGGGGUCAAUGCGAUCUACUAUUACGCAGACAGCAUUUACGCCACUGCAGGAGUCAAGCAGAAUGACAUCCAGUACGUCACCGUGGGAACCGGGGCUGUGAAUGUCUUCAUGACCAUCGCUGCUGUCUUCAUCGUGGAGGCCUCAGGGCGACGGCUGCUCCUCCUCUGUGGAUUUGGGAUCUGCUGUGGAGCCUGUGUGCUGCUCACUGUUGCUCUCAAACUCCAGGAGAGCAUGACGUGGAUGCCGUACAUCAGCAUCUCCUGUGUCAUCAUUUACGUCAUAGGCCACGCCAUAGGACCCAGCCCCAUUCCUUAUGUGGUGACUACUGAGAUGUUCAGGCAAUCAGCCAGGCCAGCUGCCUUCAUGGUCGCAGGAUCCGUCCACUGGCUCUCCAACUUCACUGUCGGCCUCGUCUUCCCCUUCCUAGAGAGAGGCCUGGGCCCUUACAGCUUCAUCAUUUUCUCCUUCAUCUGUCUGGUCACGCUGAUCUACAUCUGGCUUGUGGUCCCGGAAACCAAGAGCAAGACCUUCUUGGAGAUCUGCCAGAUGUUUGCCAGGAGAAACAAAGUGGAGAUUAAGGUGGGCGAUGGAGAGCUGGCACUGAAAGAGAGCAAAGACAGCCUGGUGGAUGCCGUGAAGGUCACGGCGUUCUGAAGACGAAUGAGCGCAUUCAGAUGACAGGAAAUCUGCGCUCUGGGUCGUGACUGUUUAUUACACAGUCUCUUAUUGUAUAGUUUGCUUGUACCUGCUGUGAAAAGACAACAAGGACAUCUGUGCAUUUCAAUGCAGGCUGUGUACUCAUGCUUGCAGCUGUACAGAGGUGUGCAUGAGUCAUUAAACAAACCAACAAAUCA